UUGUCAAAAAAUAAAAAAUAAAAAAAUAAAAAAUUGAACUUGUCUCGCGCACCAUAAAAGUUGAAGGAGGAUUGGGUGUGGAUCUUAUCUGCAACAUACAUUUGCUGUUAACAAGAGAAAACAAAGAGAGUGCUAAAAAUGCUGAGCCUCUCCGUUGCUUCACCUUUUUCUUCUUCAACGAUUUCCUUUCUUCCAAAACCCUUACAAUUCAGAACUUCCUUUAAUGGCAUUCGGUUACGUCACCCCGGCACGUGCACAAUUCCAUCGACGAAACGUGCCGCUUCGGUCUCAGUGGUGAUGAUGGCAAAGAGAGAAGAGGAAUUGAAGGAAAUAAGAACGAAAACCACUGAACAAAUCAAUGAAGAGGUUAUGGAACUUAAGGGAGAGUUACUCAUGCUUCGCCUUCAGAAAUCUGCUCGCAAUGAGUUUAAGUCCAGUGAUUUCCGUCGCAUGCGCAAGACGAUUGCUCGCAUGCUUACUGUGAAGCGGGAAAGAGAGAUUGAGGAGGGAAUAGGUAAGAGGUUGUCCAGAAAGCUUGAUAGAAAAUGGAAGAAAAGCAUUGUUGUAAGACCACCUCCAUCUUUAGUGAAGCUUCGGGAAGAGGAAGCAGCUGAAGAAGCUGCGGAAGCUGGAAAAGCUGCAUGAGCCAACACAUUAAAUAUGCAAGUUAUAGAGUUACGUGGUUAAAUUAUUGUUGUUAGUCAUUGUUUUUAUUGUUUUGGUGGAUGUUGUCAUCUUGUUGUAUAAUAUCUUGGUUGUAGUGAUCAACGUUUCUUCAUGCUCUAAGGUUUUAUUUAUGCCUUGUAUUUUGUAAGAAAAGAGACAUGAUCAAAAUCAUGGUUCACCGCCUUCAAAUUAGGUAAACAAUUUUUUUAUC
This is a messenger RNA of Cicer arietinum (chickpea), 877 nucleotides long. RefSeq names its product large ribosomal subunit protein uL29c. Gene Ontology annotation, cellular component: ribosome; chloroplast. The record is from RefSeq and is a predicted model, not a curated record. Gene Ontology annotation, molecular function: structural constituent of ribosome. Gene Ontology annotation, biological process: translation. Lineage: Eukaryota; Viridiplantae; Streptophyta; Magnoliopsida; Fabales; Fabaceae.